ACAGAGAGGGCUUUCUUUCUUUCUUUCUUUCUUUCUUUCUUUCUUUCUUAGUUAUACCCGUUUCUUUACGUAACAAUUAAAGUUGAUGAUCAUAAAACAUAUUUCAAAAUAAGACUUGUUUUUUAGAUUUUCCUCUAAGGAGAGGAAAUAGGUGGUUGUGGGCCUAUGCUCCAAGCGUGCGUCAAACGAUCGAAAGUGAAAAUCCCGAGCAGCACUUGAAGGACUCGCCAACAACUGAAGCUCCGGGGGAAACGAACGUGAACAUGAGCGAAAGGAAAGCGGGUGUAUCUGUAAAAGUGGUCCUCAUAGGAAACUCUGGGGUGGGUAAAUCCUCCUUCAUGAACAGAUAUGUGAAUCACCGCUUCACCAACAUGUACCGGCCCACAAUAGGAACUGACUUCCUCUCUAAGACGGUGAACAUAGAUGGAGCCACAGUCACUCUGCAGCUGUGGGACACAGCUGGAACAGAGAGGUUCCAGUCUCUGGGUACACCUCUGUACAGAGGAGCUCACUGCUGCAUGCUGGUCUUCGAUGUCACGUCCAAAGCCAGUUUCUCUGCCCUGGAGCUUUGGAGGAAGGAGUUCCUGUUCCAGGCCGAGCCCCAGGACCCAGCUGACUUCCCUUUUAUUGUUAUUGGCAACAAGAGUGACCUGGGUGACCGGGAGGUGUCUUGCAGGACGGCUAAGCAGUGGUGUGAGGAAAUCGGAGGAGACUACUUUGAAGUGAGCGCCAAAGAAGAUGUGGGCGUAGAGAAACCGUUUUGGAGAGCGGCUCAGAGCGGACUACAACAGGUGAUUUACUUUCAUUUAUUGUUUUCUGUUUUGUAUUUGAGAGAAGAAAGACAUCAAACCUCUCUCUGUUUAACAUGUUUAUUUUUUGAUGAUAAAAGAUACAUUACUCCCUACAGUACAAAAAACACACAUUGGAAAAUACAGGACAUUUCCAGAUAACCUGCAAACAGCCGACAGAAACUCGCAACACCUGUGAGUGCUGAGAGCAGCACUCGUCCCCCCGUGGGAGGGAAAGUUCAGAGAGACCUCGGCACUGCUGAUGAUGACCUAUCUAACGAGGGCGCAAAAAUAGUGACCCAGCAAAGGUACUGUGGAAGGAAAGGACACAAUUGUAUACCACAUGGAGAGAGGAACAAACUCAUUAAAUGUUUUUUCUUUUUUUUGAGAACCUUCAGCUUAUGGUCUAACUUAAGGCAACACUACUAAAAUACACUGCUUUUGCAUGCAUGUCUAGUUUUGCUCAACAGACACACUGACACGCACAAAAUCAUGAAUGCAUAUGAAGAGAAAAGUUGUGUCGCUAGAAAGAAAAAUCAGGGAGAAAACCACAAACGGGAGCCGAGGCGCGAGCCGGAGAAAAGGCGGCAAGCGGAAAACCUCAGCUCUGAUCAUCCUCUCUGGCCGUUACCAUCAACAACUGAAUUCACCCUUUAAAAAGUAGAUUUACACUCAUGUCCGCUCAGAAACCUCCUCCCUGUACAAGUUUGUACUGUAAUGAACCGAGCAGUGAUUCAGACUCCUACAGUGAAUCAGCUUGACAGAAGCAAAUUAGAACAAUCAGGGAGACUAUAUAUAUUUAUAUAUAUAUAUAUUUGUUUCUUUUAUAAGUAAAGACACAGAAGGCAAUCAAGAGAUGACCAACAUGUAAAAACAGUUUGUUACAGGUAAUUAUAUAAAAGGCCAAGAUGUUUUUUUUUCUUUGUUUUAUUCUUGCUCUAUGAAGGAACUAAUUUACAAGUGAGUACACUCCGGCUGUGUAAGCUUUCUUCCCAAGACAUCCCCAAAGACAUACGGGUUUACACGUCACAGUUAGCUUGCACACCAUCUGUAGUCUGAAAUACAGAGCCGUGGAAGGAAAAAAAUUAAAAUUUAUUAAAUGGAUUCACAUACAUCAAUAGGAUAGGGAAAAUAGGUCUACUAAUAUAAUUUGCCAUUCUAAAAAUUAAAGAAGAGGUGAGACACCACAUUCAUGAGCAUAAAAAGCGUAGGACAACUGAUUUGGGGUAUCCAGGGGGAAAGGUAUGAAAGCAUCUGGUGUUAUUCUGUCCACCUACCUAUCCCCCCGGCGGAAAUUCCAUGUUUGGCAAACAGAGCAACACAAGCAUUGAGUAGUAAACAAAAGUAAAAACUCUCCUCUCCCUGGGUCCACUUCAAAGUUCCCUUCAGUCCUGUAACCUCUUCGGUUCUACUUGGAACAAAUACAAAAGUCUUUCUCUCUCUUUCACCUCAAUCUGUUAACAACAGGAACAUACGACCAACUGAAUGAAGAUGUUUUUUUCUUUAAAAAUAUAGUGGCAACCUCAACACAGCCACCAAUCUUCCCACAAACACAAACUAUGGGGAUGAACAACAGUUAAAAAAAGUGAUGCUUUUAAAAAUGCACACAACAUACACAUACACACAGGAGAAAAAAAGCUUAAAAAAUACAAAAAUAAACUACACAAAAGAUCUGCGUCAUUGCUUGCUAAUUUUUUGGGAAGAUUUUUGCAAGUUUUUUUUCUGUGUGUGCUGCAAGUCUCAAUUCUAGCAAAGUCUGUCAUGUCGUUCAUUCUCCACAAAUCUCUUCCUUUGAUGUUCUUUUCUUUGUCCACUUCAAACUGUCGGCCACCAGUCCUCAUAUUGGGGGGGGGAAAAGCGCACAGUGAUGACAAUACCAGGAUACUGGAGUCCAGUACGAUGACUAUACAGACUUGGCUCUUGAUGAUGCAAAUUUGUUUGGAGCAAAAAAGAAAGGAAAAAAAUGAUGUCCUCUGUCAUCGAGGACAAGUGCUUUAUUUGUUUCCAUACCGAUUUUUUCUCUCAUCUAAUCUAAUGCCUCCAAAGCCUUUUUCCAACACUGUACACCAUUUCAUGUAGUCUCUCUCUACAUCCUGCCAGGAUUCACAAACAAAGACAAAAAAAAAUAAAAAGGUAACAUUGCGCUCA
Pleuronectes platessa (European plaice) is the source of this 2936-nucleotide messenger RNA. RefSeq lists its product as uncharacterized. Gene Ontology annotation, molecular function: GTP binding; GTPase activity. The record is from RefSeq and is a predicted model, not a curated record. Gene Ontology annotation, biological process: endosome to lysosome transport; phagosome-lysosome fusion. The transcript has 4 exons. Lineage: Eukaryota; Metazoa; Chordata; Actinopteri; Pleuronectiformes; Pleuronectidae. Bases 264 to 950 code for a protein of 228 amino acids. Gene Ontology annotation, cellular component: late endosome; lysosome; phagocytic vesicle.